UAUGCCGCGCUGUCAUAUGUGUGGGGCAAAGAACUCUGUACACACCAGGCCCUGCUGAACAGCAGACAUGUCACAAUCGGCAGCAAUCUGGACCGCGCUCUUCGCCAUCUCCGAGAAAUUGCUGGGGAACGCGUUUCCCAGGAACGGCUCCUGCUCUGGGUCGACGCUUUGUGCAUUCGCCGGAACGAUGUCGCAGAAAGAAACCAGCAAGUCCAGCUUAUGGAUAUCGAUGCCUUACAAAAUAUCUAUUCUUCCGCCGGUGACGUAAUAGUGUGGUUAGGUCCAGAGCGG
Macroventuria anomochaeta is the source of this 291-nucleotide messenger RNA. Its product is annotated as heterokaryon incompatibility. The annotation marks the transcript as partial. NCBI's taxonomy places the organism in Eukaryota, Fungi, Ascomycota, Dothideomycetes, Pleosporales, Didymellaceae. The transcript is spliced from 2 exons. The record is from RefSeq and is a predicted model, not a curated record.